Molecule: messenger RNA, 4347 nt
Organism: Symbiodinium sp. CCMP2456
Lineage: Eukaryota; Dinophyceae; Suessiales; Symbiodiniaceae
Source: the annotation of a GenBank genome assembly
AUGCACACUGCGGUGCUGGACGCUGCGAACCGGAGGAUGUACAUCUUCGGUGGGGGAACUCGCAGCUCAUCCAGUAGUACUGCCAACAGCCUCUUGAGCGACCUCUUCCGUUACGACGUAGCUUCUGACUCUUGGACACAGUUGACAGGGCACACGACUCCGCGAGCACGCCAUGCAGCGGUUUGGGACAGCAACUCGGACCGCAUGAUUGUUUUCGGUGGAGAGGCAGAUGACAAGACAAAGCUCGGGGAUGUGUUGGAGUACGAUCCAGCUUCGGACACAUGGAGCUCUCCCACCAUCAGCGGGAGCACUCCGGUAGCGCGAGAUGAGCCUGUGGCCGUGUGGGAUGCAACAUCCAAUUCAAUGCUGAUGUGCUGCGGAGAAGGAGACGUAGAUGUGUACAUUUCCUUCACGAGCAUGUGGGAUGACACGUACAACGACUUGUGGAGCUACGUCCGUGGUUCUGGUUGGACUGAGCUGGUGCAAUCCGGCAGCUUUACCCAGCGAGAAUGCACUGCAGCAGCAUGGGAUGCAACGACACGAGCAAUUGUAGGCUUCGGUGGGUACCGUUCAGGAAACAACUACCUGACUUCAGCAUUCUCUUAUUCUGUCGCCAGCAACAGCUUCAGCAAGUACGAUGUUCCAGAUGCGCUGUAUGCAGCGGCAGCAACUUGGGACAAUCAGGAAGGUGUUUACAUGUUCGGAGGCUGGGUCGACAACACCGCCGUUUUCUCGGACAAGCUGUGGAUGCUGAAUACCACUGCAGGCAAUAGCUGGACUCAACUCUCUCCUCAGCUUUGGCCACCGGGCCUGGGGAGACAUACCAUGGAGUGGGAUGAGGCGAGCCAAGGUAUCUUCAUGUUUGGUGGGAAAGUGGAAGGAGCCGGGACUUACUCAAGCAACAUGUACUUCUACAGUGUGAGCCUCAACACGUGGACCCUGAAGUCAUCUGUCUCGGCGCCAUCGGGCAGACAAAUGCACACUGCGGUGCUGGACACUGCGAACCGGAGGAUGUACAUCUUCGGUGGGGGAACUCGCAGCUCAUACAGUAGUACUGCCAACAGCCUCUUCAGCGACCUCUUCCGUUACGACGUAGCUUCUGACUCUUGGACACAGUUGACAGGGCACACGACUCCGCGAGCACGCCAUGCAGCGGUUUGGGACAGCAACUCGGACUGCAUGAUUGUUUUCGGUGGAGAGGCAGAUGACAAGACAAAGCUGGGGGAUGUGUUGGAGUACGAUCCUGCUUCGGACACAUGGAGCUCUCCCACCAUCAGCGGGAGCACUCCGGCUGCACGAGUUGAGCCUGUGGCCGUGUGGGAUGCAACAUCCAAUUCUAUGCUGAUGUGCUGCGGGGGAGGAGACGUAGAUGUGUACAUUUCCUUCACGAGCAUGUCGGAUGACACGUACAACGACUUGUGGAGCUAUGUCCGUGGUUCUGGUUGGACUGAGCUGGUGCAAUCCGGCAGCUUUACCCAGCGAGAAGCGGCUGCUGCUGUGUGGGAUGCAGCCACGCGAUCACUGAUAGGCUUUGGCGGAUACAGGUCCGGUGGCAACUACAUGUCUUCAAUAUUCUCCUACUCUGUCGCCAGCAACAGCUUCAGCGAGUACACGGUAGGAGGUCCAGGAGCACGUGAUGCGGCUGCUGCAGCCUGGAAUCCAAGCACCAAAGAGCUUUACUUGUUCGGAGGAUGGGUGGAUAGUGCCAGCAGCUACGAGGAUGUGCUGUGGAGGUUGGACAGCACGCACACGUCGGUCACAACCACCUCCAGCACUGAAACAGGUAGCUCAACUUCCACCACUUCCAGAACAUGGACCAGUAGCAGCAUUACUUGGACGAGCAGCUCGACUUCCCGAACCUCUUCGACAAGUAGAACAUUGACCAGAACGUCUACCACAUCCACAACGUCGAUAAGUAGCUCGACAUCCCGCACUUCUUCCACAAGUGGAACAGCCUCAACAUCGACUCGUAGCUCGACUUCUGGAACAUCUUCCACGGGGACUGGAACAUCCGCCACAACCACGAUGACAGGCAGUUUGACGUCUUCCACGGCUUCCAGCAGCAUGACAUCGACCAGCCGCGCAAGUUCUAGAACAUUCACGCUCACGUCCACCACAACCUCUCUGUCGACGAGUGGCUCAACGUCACUCCGCAGCAUUACAUCGACGAGUAGCUCGACUUCGGCAACUCUUUCCUCGUCAGGAACACCCACCGCCGAAGUUCCAUGGACCAGUACGACCUCGGCCGCCUAUUCCAUGGAGUUCUUGGAGCUACUGGAGCUUGCAGAGCAAAGCCUUCUGCGAAGGAUUCUAGUCUCCUCGGUAUCCAUGCAGAACCUGUCAGUUCUGGACCGCGCUGUUCUCGAGGUUGUGGCUCAGGCCGCGCAGCUGUCGCAGCUGAAUGAGUCGGAGCCCGUGUUUCUGACCCUAAGCGUUAUCAAAGCUACGCCGGCCAUUCUGAACGACACCGGCAUGCUGGCCUCCAGUGCCGUGAGCGUGAACUUCCGUGAUUUGAGCGGCCAGCCCCUAGAGCUGCCGAACCUGAGGAAGCCUGUGAAGCUGAGCUUCGAGGUGGACUCCCGGGCCUUAAACCGGCAAGGCUAUCUGACUCAGUGCAUGUUCUGGGACGAAACUGGGGGACUUUGGGCCAAAAGGGGCCUCGAAAGGCUGCCCGAGUCCCAAGCAGAAGCCCUCCUUUGCAUCACCAACCACUUGACCAUCUUCGGGGCUGUGUGGGAGAUUAUCCAACAAGAGCUCCGAUGCUCCACUGCUGGGCUGGUGUUGUCGGUUGAAGGACUCCAGAACCUUGGCACUUCCCAGUGGUUGCAUUUUGCAGCGACCAUUCUCACUUUCAUCUUCCUUGGCUCUUUUGGUAUCGCGAUGGUCUGGGGCAUGCGCCGGGACUGCCUUGCUGAACGCGCUCUUCCCCGGAAGGAGGUGGAGAAUGCGCUGCUGGUGAGCCGCCAGGAUGCGCCCGCUGCAGAACCCGAGCACUCCGAGGUUCCCGAAACCCGCUGCAGCCGCUGUCGCAGUUGUGCAGGAAGUGCACUCGACGGCUUCGCCUGGUUGGUGAGCACCAUGUUUGAGGUCCAGGCCGCAGACUCCGUGACGGAGCUACUGGAUAUGAGACUUGCAGCGGUGAAUCGAUGCAUAACCUCCAUCCAUGCAUACAGGACUGGCGCUUGCCGAGAGAGCAUCAAGGCCGUCAUGAAGUCCAGCGGUGAGAAGAAGCUGAGGCGAAAGAGCACGCGAAGUCAGAAUGGGGAGGUUGUUCGGACCACCACCACCGCCUCAGUGGCUACUGCUGCCGAGACGUGGAACGUCCAUCAUCACGGGGUGCUGGCUGUCGAAAGGUUUCUGCAUGGCAAUUUGCUUAGGCGCCUGAUUAUCUUGAUGCCUUGCAUGCACCCCUGGCUGGCCGCGACACUCAUCAGCUUCUUUCGAUCGCACACCGUGAGAGAUGCACUCAUCAUCCUCAAGCUGGUGAGCGCGGCCUUCACCAAUGCGCUCUUUUUCACCAGCACCGCCCAAGCUGCGAACUCCGAUGAUGAGUGCAGCCCACCGGAGACCUUCGGGGAGAAGCUGCUUACAUCCGUGGUUGUGGGCUUCCUUUCUGCCUGUGCAGGGGAUGUGCUGAUCGUGAUGCUGGCCCUGAUCCAGCGCCGGCGCAUGCUGGUCCGAGAUUUCUGGACACACAAAAUGAAGUCCAGGCAGUUUCGCUGGUGGCGUUGGAGGCGACGAGUGUUUUGGGUCAUUUGGCUCAGCCUUUUUGGUUUUUCCGUUCUGUACAUUCUGUCAUUUUUGGCCAAUGUGAGCGUUGCUGAUGCACAUAAGUGGCUCGAAAGCACUGGCGUGAGCCUUCUGCAAGAUCUUGCUUUGAAGCCCGCGCUUCUUGCAAGCGGCUAUGCUACAAUAUCAACUCUCGUUCUAAUUUGCAAUCCGCGUGUCAAAGACAAAGUGGAAAAGCAGUGGAUAAAUCCCGACGAAAUCGACGAAGUGGAGGAUAAUUUUAAUAGGGAUGCAAGCGGUGAAGACGACCAAAAUUGCCCUAGCCGGCUCCCAGAUGAAAUCAGAUCUGAGGAGUCCGACUCCAUGUUGGUCGAGUUCUUUAAGAGAUUCGGCCUUGCGCAUAAAAGCGUGCACUCGCACGCAAAACAGGUUUCACCAGGCCGCCAUGAAAAUCAUCGGAGGCCCCGACUCGCGCUUUUGGUGACAAGAAGACAGAUGCUCAGGAAUUUUGUGCCAACGUAUUGCUUCCAGCAGACAAGCACGGUUUUGCAUGCUGGUGACUGCUGCCACCCACAUCUUGCAUGCACAGGGGGGCACAUCUCAAGGACGAAUGUCUGA